AUGCCAGCAUUGUGGAAUAUUGAAGAAUGGGGGGAGAGGGAGGAUGAAGAGGAAAUCAUGGCGAUAAUUGAGAGGGAAGAAAGAGAGAAGCAAAAAGAGAUGGACAUGCAGGAAAGAGAAGAUCGCAUUCUCCAAGAGCGCAGAGAAGAAGAGGAAUCGUCGGAGGAUGAAGUGGAGCCGGACAUCAGAAGGCAAAUAACAGAUGAAAGGAAACCAAUCACUAUGGAAGGGAACCGAGGGAUGCUACUGGGGGAGCCCAUUGUGUCACCCAAUGAAAAGCAGCCUGCAAAGAAAAUCGGUCAUGUACCGUGGACUGCAUGCGCUCCAUACACAGAUUCUAAAACACCAGAAUGGACAUAUUUCAAGAAUUGGUCAUGUACUGUGGACUGGAUACGAGCCCUACGCAGUUUCAUAUGGGUAUAUGCACCUCCUUAUCCAGCUUCUUCUUUUUCAGGAACCCGAUGA
Molecule: messenger RNA, 465 nt
Organism: Guyanagaster necrorhizus
Lineage: Eukaryota; Fungi; Basidiomycota; Agaricomycetes; Agaricales; Physalacriaceae
Exons: 2
Coding region: 1-465 (154 amino acids)
Source: RefSeq, a predicted model, not a curated record